Diceros bicornis minor is the source of this 1408-nucleotide messenger RNA. It is a transcript of the gene SELL, whose product is annotated as selectin L. Gene Ontology annotation, biological process: cell adhesion. Lineage: Eukaryota; Metazoa; Chordata; Mammalia; Perissodactyla; Rhinocerotidae. Gene Ontology annotation, cellular component: membrane. The transcript is spliced from 8 exons. The record is from RefSeq and is a predicted model, not a curated record. The coding region runs from base 175 to 1107 and encodes 310 amino acids.
GGAGGAGGAUGUGAGAAUGAGUUUGAGAAAUGAAAGAAGCAAGCCUUUCUGGCGACACCCAGUGCGGUGUCCCUGCAGCACAGCAGUGCAGCCUUGGACAAGGACCUGGAGAACCCCGGGGCUGAGCUGAGAGGCCGAAGCUACAGAAGAGCUAGAGAAGGACUGAGCAAAGCCAUGGUAUUUCCACUGAAAUGUCAGAGCACUCAGAUGGGCUUAUGGAAUGUCUUCAAGUUGUGGGUCUGGACAGUGCUCUGUUGUGAUUUCUUCACGCAUCAUGGAACCAACUGCUGGACUUACCAUUAUUCUGAAAACACCAUGAACUGGUUAAACGCUAGAAAGUUCUGCCAAAAUAAUUAUACAGAUUUAGUUGCCAUACAAAACAAGGCGGAAAUUGAGUACCUGAACAAGACGCUUCCCUUCAGUCGUACUUAUUACUGGAUAGGAAUCCGGAAGGUAGGAGGGAUAUGGACUUGGGUGGGAACCAACAAGUCUCUCACUGAAGAAGCGGAGAACUGGGGAGAUGGGGAGCCCAACAACAGGAAGACUAAAGAGGACUGCGUGGAGAUCUACAUCAAGAGGAUCAAAGACGCAGGGAAAUGGAAUGAUGACGCCUGCCACAAAAGAAAGACAGCCCUCUGUUACACAGCUUCUUGUAAGCCCUGGUCAUGCAGCGGCCAUGGAGAAUGUGUGGAGACCAUCAACAAUAACACCUGCAACUGUGAUGCAGGGUACUAUGGGCCCCAGUGUCAGUUCGUGAUUCAGUGUGAGCCUCUAAUAGCACCUGAUUUGGGGACCAUGGACUGUAGUCACCCCCUGGCCAACUUCAGCUUUACCUCCACAUGCACCUUCAGCUGCUCAGAAGGGACUGAGUUAAUUGGAGAGAGUAAAGCUAUUUGUGGAUCAUCUGGAAUCUGGUCCAGCCCUAGUCCAGUGUGUCAAAAAUCUGACAGGAAUUUCACAGGGAUCAAGGAGGGUGACUAUAACCCCCUCUUCAUUCCCGUGGCAGUCAUGGUUACAGCAUUCUUUGGGUUGGCAUUUAUCAUUUGGCUGGCAAGGAGAUUAAAAAAAGGCAAGAAGUCUCAGAGAAGGAUGGAAGAUGCGUAUUAAACACCCUCUGUGAAAGAAAAUUCUUGAGAUACUAAAGUGUCACUGGAUCCUUCAAAUCCCUCCAUGACAAGUUUUGCAUGGCGUCUCCCACAUUGGAGAUGAAGCAUGCUUCUUUCAGUGCGUGUGAAGAGAUUUCCGUCACCGGCAGCUCCUUCUGCUCCCGUUUUGCUCCUCUUCUGCCCCCACCCCCAGCCUGCAGUUAUGGUUUAUAUAGCUCAGUCUUUUGUUCUCUUUCCCAUGGAAAACAAGACCAUGGGGAAAAGGAUUACUGUGGAAUAUAAAGAUGUCAGAUUUUGCUCUC